Molecule: messenger RNA, 851 nt
Organism: Dissoconium aciculare CBS 342.82
Lineage: Eukaryota; Fungi; Ascomycota; Dothideomycetes; Mycosphaerellales; Dissoconiaceae
Exons: 5
Coding region: 64-699 (211 amino acids)
Source: RefSeq, a predicted model, not a curated record
CAUAUUCACUGUUGGUUGUCCAGCUAUUUCACUCGCAUCGACAACCCUCGAGAACACAACAAUAUGGGUCAGCCGUGGGUAACAUUUCUUACACUCCUCGCCGUGCCAUCCUUGCUUUCGGCUGCAGAACUCUGCAACACGGUAGUCGCACUACCACAGAGCAAGUACAGUGGCACAUUUACGUGGCAAGUUACACGACCGACGGGAACGUCAAGCUCGUCCCAUGGAGGAGGAACUAUCGACUGGAAUCAGCUUGGAACAGAUGCUGUCAACGGCGUAGGAUUUAAACGGCGCGACCAUGAUGAGUUCAAAUGCCAGUCGAACCAAGUUUGUCUCAACAACGAUUUGAACAAUGUUCCAUUCUGCAUCGACAAGCGUACCGGCGGGUGGUAUGGCGCAACGGGAUACGAGGGCAAUGUCGUGAGCGGGGAAUAUUCGACCCCGAGUGGUGCGAAAGGCAACAUCUACCAGGGACCAUGCCCAGGCGAUCUUUACGUUCAAGCGUCCAAGGGAUGUUCUCUGUCAUCGUCCGGAUCAUCCAUAUCCAGCGCUCCGACGUCCGGAUCGUCUACCUCCAGCGUUUCAAGAACCCAAACGCCAACUCCUACGCCCAACUUCGCGAUCCCUGCAAAGACGAACCGCUGCCUCGGAGUCCCAUUCCUUGCGGCGUUCGCAAUUGUGGGAUGCUGCCUAGUGUAACUGCCUCACCUCAAACGUCUUGCACCUCUGAAGGUAUGCCGAACAGGCCAUCGUGGCGACAUGCCAUGAUUGGGUCAGGAGAAGUAUUCGGCGAUGGAUGUACCACAGGCGAACUGUCCUGACCAUCAGCCAUGAAACGAUCGACACGAUGG